AUGUCAAUCAAAGUCAAGAAUGUUCCCGUCGUUGAGCCAUACGGCAACCCUGCGCCCUUUGCGGAGCCGGCGUGGUACAAUACCCUGGCUUCUCCUUACUAUGAUGAAAGCCAUCGGAGGGUGAGGGACUACGUGCGCAAGUACAUCGAGGAGCAUAUCGCGCCCAAUAUUCAAGAGUGGGAAGAGAAGGGACAUGUCCCCCAUGAAGCAAGAAUUCACUUUGCCAAAUCAGGCUUGGCUUUCCCAGAGUUGCCGCGUGAAUAUGCUGGCGAUGUUCCAUUACCAGGCAAUGUCCCAGCUGAGAAAUGGGAUAUCUUUCACUCGCUUGUUGUUAGCUACGAAGCUAGUAGAAUAUGGGCUGCCGGAGUGUCUGUGGGACUCAACGGCGGCACGACAAUCGGCGUACCUCCUGUCAUCCAUCAUGGCACAGAAGAGCAGAAGAAAUGGUGGCUUCCUGGGCUUGUUAACGGGAAAACAAACUUUUGUCUCGGUUGUACUGAGCCUACUGGCGGCUCCGAUUUGGCGAAUUUGAAGACCACGGCAACCAAAUCAGAUGAUGGAACAUAUUACACAGUCAACGGCCACAAGAAAUGGAUCAGCGGUGCGAUACGUGCUAGCCACAUGACAACUGCUGUAAGGACUGGAGGCCCUGGUAUUAAGGGCAUCUCAGUCCUGGUCAUUCCUCUUGAUCUUCCCGGCGUUUCUCGACGCAAGAUUAGUAAUAGUGGAUGGAACGCUGGAGACAGCACAUGGGUGACACUGGACAAUGUCAAAGUACCUGUCAACCACCUCAUCGGGCAGGAGAACGCUGGGUUUCAGUACAUUAUGACCAACUUCAACAAGGAACGAUUCAUCCUUGCUGUACUCAUGAACGGCCAGGCCAGAAUUUGCCUGGAAGACGCCUGGGCAUAUGCCAUAGACCGCCACACAUUCGGCAAGCCACUCAUGUAUCAUCAGAUCAUUCGACAUAAGCUCAUCACAAUGGCGCGCUACAUCGAGUCGCACUGGGCCUGGCUCGAACAGAUUGCGUAUCAUGCUCACACUACCGGCUCAAUGGGCACAGAACUAGCAUCAAGGAUCGCCAUGGCCAAGAUUCACGGCGGACGUCUUCUAGAGCUCGCGAACCGGGAGGCACAGCAAAUAUUUGGUGGUGCUGGAUAUCAGCGUGGCGGCGUUGGGGCUCGCGUCGAACAGAUCAGCAGAGACCUUCGAGUGAACAUCGUCGGUGGCGGAAGUGAGGAGAUCAUCACGGACUUGGCUGUUCGGCAAGAGAUUGGCGCAGCUGUGAGUAGAGGCGCCAAGUUAUGA
Colletotrichum abscissum is the source of this 1308-nucleotide messenger RNA. Its product is annotated as acyl-CoA dehydrogenase domain-containing protein. The record is from RefSeq and is a predicted model, not a curated record. Gene Ontology annotation, cellular component: cytoplasm. The transcript has 5 exons. Gene Ontology annotation, biological process: fatty acid beta-oxidation using acyl-CoA dehydrogenase. The coding region runs from base 1 to 1308 and encodes 435 amino acids. Lineage: Eukaryota; Fungi; Ascomycota; Sordariomycetes; Glomerellales; Glomerellaceae. Gene Ontology annotation, molecular function: acyl-CoA dehydrogenase activity; flavin adenine dinucleotide binding.